Messenger RNA from Sphaerulina musiva SO2202, 1314 nucleotides. Its product is annotated as bacterial luciferase-like protein. NCBI's taxonomy places the organism in Eukaryota, Fungi, Ascomycota, Dothideomycetes, Mycosphaerellales, Mycosphaerellaceae. The transcript has 2 exons. The record is from RefSeq and is a predicted model, not a curated record. The coding region runs from base 1 to 1314 and encodes 437 amino acids. Gene Ontology annotation, biological process: alkanesulfonate catabolic process. Gene Ontology annotation, molecular function: alkanesulfonate monooxygenase activity.
AUGAGGACCGGCAAGAUUGGCGGCAAGCGUGUCGUUGUCCCUGUUGGAGAAGAGAGCAAACCCACUCCCGGUACUGCUGUCAGUAAUGGUGUUCUCCCUAAUGGCAUCGCUGCAACUGCGACAGAGAAUCAGUCAUUGGAUUACGCAGACUCUCUGAACUCUGACCCAGACCGCGUUCGCUUCGCGUACUGGGUCCCGAACGUCUCUGGUGGUCUUGUGAUCUCCAAGAUCAAGCAGAACACGAGAUGGGACCUCAAGAGUAACGUCAUAUAUGCAAGGACUGCUGAGCGCGUGGGAUUUGAGUACGCUCUAUCGCAGAUCCGGUUCAUGGCUGGCUAUGGCGCCGAAAAUCAACACGAACCCGUAACUUUCUCGCAGGCUUUGCUUCAUCACACCGAAAGGCUGAAGCUCAUUGCCGCACUGCUACCAGGGCCAUGGAAUCCAGCUGUUGCUGCUAAGCAGAUUGCGUCCAUAGAUCACUACAGUGAGGGACGUAUCUGUGUGAAUGUUGUGUCCGGAUGGUUCAAGGCCGAGUUCACCUCGAUCGGGCAGUGGUGGCUCGAUCAUGCUGAGCGAUACCGCCGCUCCAAGGAGUUCAUCACAUGCCUCAAGGGGAUCUGGACCAACGAGAAGUGGAACUUUUCGGGCGAUUUCUACCAGUUUCAUGAUUACCCUCUGAAGCCGAAGCCUCUCAACCUGCCCGGUCGGCCAUACCCGGAAAUUUUCCAAGGUGGAAACUCUGACGAUGCGAAAGAGAAUGCAGGCAGUGUCUCCGACUAUUACUUCAUGAACGGUAACACCCUCGAAGGUUUCCAGGCACAGAUCGCAGACGUGAAAGAGCGUGCAAAGAAGAACGGUCGCGAGGGAGAGUGUGGCUUUGCCCUUAAUGCCUUCGUCAUCUGCAGGGACACGGAAGAGGAGGCCAUACGUGUGCUGCAGGAGAUCCAGGGCAAAGCUGAUGCUGAAGCCGUGGAAGGAUUCCGACAACAAGUGCAGAAUGCUGGUUCCUCGACAGGCAACAAAUCUGGCAUGUGGGCCAACAGCAAAUUCGAAGAUCUGGUGCAAUACAAUGACGGAUUCAAGACAAAGCUCAUUGGAACCAAGGAGCAGAUUGCCGACCGUAUUGUGCUGUUGAAGAGCUUGGGCGUCAAUAUCAUCCUUACGGCAUUCCUGCAUUACGAUGAGGAGAUUGAGCAUUUUGGUCGAGAAGUCCUGCCACUGGUCCGAGAAUUGGAAAAGCAAGGUCGUGGUAAGGAUACCGAGGACGAGAUCAGGCGAACGGGCGAUGUGUACAGGGCAAGAGACAAGAAGUAA